AUGACAAGCGUACUCGCCGAACAUCAAACAAUGCUGGAGCUAGGGGUGGAACAAUACAUAGAGAAGAUCGCAUCGGACCAUGCCGUCCGAAAGGGCCGAAUUGUAGUAGAGCCGCGUGACCCCUUCUUUGUCACGAGCAUCGAUGGCCCUGGAACUGCUUUGCUUAGCAGAUCUUCGUCAAGGAUCACAGGAAGGAUGCUGAGAACCCUGGAUUGGCCCAAUGCUGGAGCCAAGCUUUACGAUGCCGCGAAGAUAGUGGAGAAGUCUUGCAAUCCGAUCUUCCUCUGCCUUCCUCGCCCCGUAGGCUCCGAGGACAUUAUUGUCUGUGUACGGAAAUGCCUCAACUGCCCGUACAGCUGCAUUGAGAUCAUUCUAUACCCCACCGACCAGUGCAACAUCCUGUCGCUAGCGAGGGCAAGACAACAGUACGACAAGAUCAAAGAGAUGUCGCAGGUGAACAGCGGAAGGAACUCUCCCGAGAAAGAUCUCGAAAUCUCUGAUUCAGAGAUGCGAGUGUCCUUCGAUUACAGCCCAGCCAUGAUGAGCUAUGACCUCGCGAUGGUGCCGUGUUCGAUCGAUCUGGACCAGAGGAAGGGAUGA
This is a messenger RNA of Guillardia theta CCMP2712, 600 nucleotides long. RefSeq lists its product as hypothetical. The record is from RefSeq and is a predicted model, not a curated record. Lineage: Eukaryota; Cryptophyceae; Pyrenomonadales; Geminigeraceae. The transcript has a single exon. The coding region runs from base 1 to 600 and encodes 199 amino acids.